Molecule: messenger RNA, 1126 nt
Organism: Brassica oleracea var. oleracea
Lineage: Eukaryota; Viridiplantae; Streptophyta; Magnoliopsida; Brassicales; Brassicaceae
Product: WAT1-related protein At5g40240-like
Exons: 7
Coding region: 1-1119 (372 amino acids)
Cellular component (GO): plasma membrane
Molecular function (GO): transmembrane transporter activity
Source: RefSeq, a predicted model, not a curated record
AUGAGAGGAGCUGGAGAAGAGACAGUGGCGUGGAGGUACUUAAGCAGAGAUGUUGUCCCGUUUGCUGCGAUGUUUACGGCGGAGUGUGCCAUUGUUGGGUCCAACACUCUGUUCAAGGCUGCCACUUUGAGAGGAUUGAGCUUCUAUGUCUUUGUCUUUUACUCUUAUCUUGUUUCAACACUUCUUCUUCUUCCAUUAUGCUUCAUCUUUGGAAGGUCAAAAAGAUUGCCUCAAUCCAAGUCUCCUCUCUUCUUCAAGAUUUUAUUAGUUGGGCUUCUCGGUUUCAUAUCGCAGAUAGCUGGCUGUAAAGGAAUAGAAUAUAGCUCUCCUACUCUUUCUUCUGCUAUCAGCAACCUCACACCAGCUUUCACAUUCACCCUUGCUGUUAUCUUCAGGAUGGAACAAGUGAGGUUAAGGAGCUCUGGGACUCAGGCUAAGAUCAUUGGUGCAGUAAUAUCUAUAUCUGGUGCUCUGGUUAUUGUGCUCUAUAAAGGCCCAAAGGUUCUUGCUGCUGCGUCUUUUACAUCUUCAUCACCUCCUACCAUUUCACUUCACCAGCAGCAGAUGACUUCAUUCGAGUCAAGCUGGAUUAUCGGAGGCCUUUUGCUUACUUCACAGUAUUUUCUUAUAUCAUUUAUGUAUAUUCUUCAGACGAUGAUCAUGGAGGCAUACCCUGAAGAAAUAAGAGUAGUCUUCUUAUACAACUUAAUCGCAACGCUAAUCUCAGCACCAUUGUGUUUUUUUGCGGAAACCAACUUGACUUCUUGGGUGCUUAAACCAGAUAUUUCCCUGGCUGCAAUCAUAUGCUCGGGAAUCUUUGUUUCAUUGUUCACCGCACUUACCCACACAUGGGGUCUGCAUCUAAAGGGUCCGGUCUAUGUAUCUUUGUUUAGACCAUUGUCUAUUGCUAUUGCAGUUUCCAUGGGUGCUAUAUUCCUAGGCACUGCACUUCACCUUGGGAGUGUCAUCGGAUCAGUGAUUUUGAGCUUUGGAUUCUACACUGUGAUUUGGGGUAAAGCAAGAGAGAAUUCAACCAAAGCUGUUGCUGGUUGUGAGCAUUCACCUUUGCUGCUUACACACGUCGUUGAAGACGAACACUUGUUAGUAAGAUAUGAUUGAUGCAAGU